This is a messenger RNA of Cyclopterus lumpus (lumpfish), 6091 nucleotides long. RefSeq names its product diphosphoinositol pentakisphosphate kinase 1a (gene ppip5k1a). The transcript has 30 exons. The record is from RefSeq and is a predicted model, not a curated record. Gene Ontology annotation, cellular component: cytosol. Lineage: Eukaryota; Metazoa; Chordata; Actinopteri; Perciformes; Cyclopteridae. The coding region runs from base 427 to 4629 and encodes 1400 amino acids. Gene Ontology annotation, biological process: inositol metabolic process; inositol phosphate biosynthetic process. Gene Ontology annotation, molecular function: diphosphoinositol pentakisphosphate kinase activity; 5-diphosphoinositol pentakisphosphate 1-kinase activity; inositol hexakisphosphate kinase activity.
GAAAAAAAGAAAAAGAAAGAUUGGUUUCACACGCAAACUGUCAAGAGUGAAGGGAGGCGAGUCGAUGGCGGCGACACGAAUCGUCCAGCUUCACCGACGCUCGCCGUGCACACCGAUGGAGGACCGGCCGCCUCCCGAGAGGUGAAUCACCUGAAUAAAGAAUCACGGCGUCGUCACAGACGACCGACCGCCGCCGGCAUUUCUCGCCUCAACCUCGGCGGUUCGAGUCCCCCCCCCCCUUCGUUCUGCCUCCCCUCUUCUUUCCUUUCCGACCUCCGGCUCUGCUCUCCGACCCCCGGCAGAGCGGAUCCCCCCCCCCCCCCCCCCACUCCCCCUUCCCUCAGGCCUCGUGCCCUCCCAUCGGCGGCGUGUGUUUUGGCGUGCGAUGCCGCGGUGGGACGCUGAGGGCUGCCGCGGGGGGCUGUGAUGUCAGAGCCCAACAGCCCGGGCGAGAGCCGGCGCGGCGCUCCCAGAUUCUUCGUGGGCUACGAGGACGAUGACAGCGAGUUCCUGGAGGACGGCAUGAGGACGGACAUGGAGCUGUACGAGGACGACGAAGACACGGACUCGCCCCCGGAGCGACAGAUCGUGGUGGGGAUCUGCUGCAUGAUGAAGAAGUCCAAGUCCAAGCCCAUGACCCAGAUCCUGGAGCGGCUGUGCAAGUUCGAGUUCAUCACCGUGGUCAUCUUCCCCGAGGACGCCAUCCUCAACGAGCCCGUGCACAGGUGGCCCCUGUGCGACUGCCUCAUCUCCUUCCACUCCAAGGGGUUCCCGCUGGACAAGGCGGUGAGCUACGCCAAGCUGAGAAACCCUCUGCUCCUCAACGACCUGAACAUGCAGUACUACAUACAGGACAGGAGAGAGGUGUAUCGCAUCCUGCAGGAGGAGGGCAUCGACCUACCGCGCUACGCCGUGCUGAACCGCGACCCAGAUAAACCUGAAGAGUGCAACCUGGUGGAAGGGGAGGACCACGUGGAGGUGAACGGCGAGAUCUUCCAGAAACCUUUCGUGGAGAAGCCCGUCUGCGCCGAGGACCACAACGUCUACAUCUACUACCCCACGUCUGCUGGGGGGGGCAGCCAGCGGCUCUUCAGGAAGAUCGGCAGCCGGAGCAGCGUCUACUCGCCGGAGACCAGCGUGAGGAAGACGGGCUCCUACAUCUACGAGGAGUUCAUGCCGACCGACGGCACGGACGUCAAGGUGUACACCGUGGGGCCCGACUACGCCCACGCCGAGGCUCGGAAGUCCCCGGCUCUGGACGGGAAGGUGGAGCGGGACAGCGAGGGGAAGGAGGUCCGCUACCCGGUCAUGCUCUCAGCCAUGGAGAAACUGGUGGCCCGGAAGGUCUGCCUCGCAUUCAAGCAAACCGUGUGCGGCUUCGAUCUCCUUCGAGCCAGCGGACACUCGUACGUGUGCGACGUCAACGGCUUCAGUUUCGUGAAGAACUCGAUGAAGUACUACGACGACUGUGCCAAGAUCCUCGGGAACAUCGUGAUGCGCGAGCUGGCUCCUCAGUUUCAGAUUCCGUGGUCCAUCCCGACGGAGGCGGAGGACAUCCCCAUUGUUCCCACGACUUCAGGCACCAUGAUGGAGCUGCGUUGCGUCAUCGCUGUCAUCCGACACGGAGACCGAACGCCCAAACAGAAGAUGAAGAUGGAAGUUCGCAACCCCAUGUUCUUUGAUCUGUUUGAAAAAUACGGAGGGUACAAAACCGGGAAAUUAAAGCUGAAGAAGCCCAAACAACUGCAGGAGGUGCUGGACAUCACGCGGCAGCUGUUGGCAGAACUCGGGCAGCACACGGACUGUGAGAUCGAGGAGAAGAAGUCCAAACUGGAGCAGCUGAAGACGGUUCUGGAAAUGUACGGCCAUUUCUCUGGGAUCAACCGGAAGGUGCAGCUGACCUACCUGCCCCAUGGGCAGCCCAAAACCUCCAGUGAGGAGGAAGACACGCGUAAGGAGGGCGCGUCUCUGCUGCUGGUGCUGAAGUGGGGAGGAGAGCUGACCCCCGCUGGCCGAGUUCAGGCCGAGGAGCUGGGCAGGGCCUUCCGCUGCAUGUACCCCGGGGGUCAAGGAGACUACGCUGGGUUUCCAGGCUGCGGGUUGCUACGGUUACACAGCACCUACAGACACGACCUGAAGAUAUACGCGUCCGACGAGGGCCGCGUGCAGAUGACGGCCGCGGCUUUCGCCAAGGGCCUGCUGGCUCUGGAGGGCGAGCUGACGCCCAUCCUGGUGCAGAUGGUGAAGAGCGCCAACAUGAACGGGCUGCUGGACAACGACACCGACUCUCUGAGCAGCUGUCAGCACCGCGUCAAGGCCCGACUGCACGAGAUCCUGCAGAAGGACCGCGAGUUCACCGACGAGGACUUCGACCGGCUGGCCCCGACUUGCAGUGCCUCUUUGGUGAAUUCCAUGAAGAUAGUCGAGAACCCGGUGGCCACGUGUGACGAGGUCUACGCCCUCAUCCAGAGCCUCACGUCCCAGAUCCGCAAGAGGAUGGAGGACCCCAAGUCAGCCGGUUUCAGAAAAGUAAGAAAAUCCAUUCCCAAAGUCGCCGGUGAACCGUGUGAAAUGAUCUCGACCUCCUUCCUCCCGUCAGACCUGCAGCUGUACCACAGCGAGACGCUGGAGCUGAUGCUGCAGCGCUGGUCCAAGCUGGAGAGAGACUUCCGCAUGAAGAACGGCCGCUACGACAUCAGCAAGAUACCCGACAUCUACGACUGCGUGAAGUACGACGUCAUCCACAACGCCACGCUGGGCCUGGAGGACACGCUGGAGCUGUUCAGGCUGUCCAGGGCGCUGGCGGACAUCGUCAUCCCACAGGAAUACGGCAUCAAUCGAGUGGAGAAGCUGGACAUAGCAUACGCCCACUGCCUCCCACUGGUCAGGAAGAUCCAGCUGGACAUGCAGAGGACCCACGAGGACGAGUCCGUCAACAAGCUGCACCCUCUGUACUCUCGGGGAGUGAUGUCACCGGGGCGCCACGUCAGGACGCGCUUAUAUUUCACCAGUGAGAGUCACGUCCACUCCCUGCUCAGCAUCUUCCGCUACGGAGGCAUGCUCGACGAGGAGAACGACCAGCAGUGGAAGCGUGCCAUGGAUUACCUCAGUGCCGUCUCUGAACUCAACUACAUGACUCAGAUUGUCAUCAUGCUGUACGAGGACAACACUAAGGACCUCACCUCCGAGGAGCGCUUCCACGUGGAGCUUCACUUCAGCCCCGGGGUCAAAGGCGUCGAGGAGGAGGAGAACGCGCCGACCGGCUUCGGCUUCAGGCCCGCUUCUGCAGAGGUAGCCCGGCAGAACGGACAGAAACAGACCGACCCCGGCAGCAUGGAGGACCUCUCGCGAGAUGAGACCGACCGCGCCGUGCCGCUGUCUGAACCGAUCGCCAUUCAGAGGCGCUCCCCGCUCAUACGCAAUCACAAGACCGGAUCCAUGGAGGUUCUGUCGGAGACGUCCUCCUCGAAAGUCGGCAGUUAUCGUCUCUUCUCGCUGUGCUCUCGUCAAUCCCCCGAGAUGAAACAAAGUGGAUUAGGCUCUCAGUGCGCCGGGCUCUUCAGCACCACUGUCCUAGGUGGGUCCUCUAGCGCCCCUAACCUGCAGGACUACGCACGCGCACAUCGCAAAAAAUUCUCCGCCGGCAGUCUGUCCUACAAAGACGAGUUGUUGUCUCUGCCGGCAGUAAAACGAUUUUCUGUGUCGUUUGCAAAGUAUCCGACUAAUGGCUUCGAAGGCUGCUCCAUGGUGCCCUCCAUCUACCCGCUGGAGACGCUGCACAACUCGCUGUCGCUGAAGCAGGUCAACGAGUUCCUCACCGCCGUGUGCGAGAGCGCCGGGGAUCCGCACACCAGGACCACCAGAGCGCUGUCGGCCAUGUUUGACACGCACAACCAGCCGUCGGUGGACUCGUACAUCCCUCAGAGGGUCCUCUCGUCAUCCAUCACGCUGCGCUCUCGCUCCGACAGACCUCCUUGGUACAGCAGCGGUCCGUCCAGCACGGUGUCGAGCGCCGGCCCGUCGUCCCCGACGACGGCGGACACGUCGCCGCGCUUCAGCUUCAGCGACAAGAUCUCCCUCACGCCUCAGAGCAGCGAGGAGACUCACUCUCAAAACGCCUCUGCUCAGUCGCCGUCGGGCCUCGACACGACGGGCGCCGCCGCUUCCAACCCCGGCGAAGUCCCUCUGACUCCCAACAACUCGCCGGAGGACGACGACGACGGCGAGCUCUGCGGCGUCGCCGCUCAGCGGCUCGAUGACGGCGAGCGAGCGCAGGACGAGCUCGCCGAGGCGCCCGCGGACGGCGCCGGCGGCGUGGAGACGGACGCGAUGGGCCCGAGGCCGCCGUGCUCCGCGCUGGCGGAGCUCGCCCUGGCGCGCAUGGAGGGCUACUGCCUCCCCGGCUCGCUGCCCGUGCUGCUGGAGCUCCGGGAGAGCAGCAGCGAGGCCGGCUCCAGCUCCCAGACGCCGCAGUCCCCCGAGGGGCCCGACGAGUUCUUCGACACUCAGGAGUCGAUGGAGCUGUGGAUGGACAGUCCGGAGAGCCCCGAGACGCCGCCGGAGGUCACGGAGGUCGCGGAGGUCACGGAGGUCGCGGCGGUGGUGGCGGCUAACACGACAGAGCCGUAGAGGGGGCGGAGCGCGCGUUCACCCGGCGAUGUCGGCAGCCACCGGUUCUGUUACUGACGCUUUGUUGCCGUUACAAAAACACUUAAAGCUACAUUAAUCUGUAUGGUUGGUUUUUCUUUUUGGCCACUAGGGGGCGGAGACGUGUCACGCAUCCAGCAGACGUAACAAAAGGAAACGUUUGUGUCCACACGAGGAAGUUAAGUCGGUCUCCUAAUCAAGUAGUCCACUCAGAGUGCAUUGUGGGUCUUUUUUUAACUACAGCAGGAUCGUGUUAAUUAAAUAUUUGUUUAGAUCGUUUUCUCUCAGCAGGAAGAAGCUUCUUUUUUUUUGGUCGAGUUUAUCGACGAGUGUUCUGCAACGUAGACGAAGUGAAACUGACGAUACCGUAAAAGAAACAGCAGGUCGGGUCAGUCGGCCAUUUUGUGCCGGCCAGGUAGAGAACAGGGUUUAUCGGGGGGGGGGGGGGGCCACAAAGUGAUUGAUUGAUUGAUUUGAUUACGGGACACGUAGACUCUCAGACUCGGUGUCGGUUUCAUUUCCUGCGUCCGUUAUUUUUCAAAACAAAAGCAAUGAAUCCUAUUUACUGCCGGAGAAACCCCGCGAGUGCACGAGGUCAAACUGAGUGCGUGUGGGCCGGUUACUGCCAGAGGAAGAGUUGGUGCAGAGAGAAAGAAAACAAAUAUUUAUAUUGAAAUUGCAUCUUUAAAAAUAAAACAAAACAUAUUAUGGUAUUUUUGAUACCCACAUCAGAUAUUUAAUUGUCGCUAUUGUGUAUUGUUUUGUAAAAUCACCUCAUGAUAUAUAAAAAAAAAAAAACAUUCUGAAAGCUGAUCUCUCAUUUUAUCACAUUAAAUGUGCUUUUAUUGUGGCGAGCAGUUCUGUAGCAGGUGUGUGUGUGUGAGCGGAUGUUUGUGGGUGUGGGGGGGGGGGGGUCGUACACAUGCUUGAGAAGCAUUUCAGGUCAAUCCUUUGUUUACGUCGUCGAGGUGAAACAACGACAAUCACAAUGUUUUGUUUUCAUGCAGCUGCUCGUGGAUUUAAAGGGCCAGUUCGCUCUAAUUAUUCAAAACAAAUAUAUUUAAACGAUAGUUUUGGGUUUUAUUUGAACCAGUGAACCCGUCUGGAUGAUUCAAACCUCACUGGUUUCUUUGGAAUCUAAUCAUUUAUUGAUUAUUGAAUUAUUGAUUCCGUUGACACACUUUGUGCAUUAUUGUUUACUUUGAGAAUAGAAGCAGAUCUCAGAAACCAAAACUUCCUCCACGGUUAAAUAACUAGUUCUGGUGAACUGACCCUUUAAAGCUGCUCACCGUUUAACCUCCAGGUCUGAUUCCUCUGAUCAGCUGAUCAGUAAUCAAUGACUCUCACUUCCUGUGUGAUGCUAGAUGGAUGACGAGCUUUUGUUUUUUCUUUUCUAAUCUGUUCUUCUGUGUGAAAUUUAAUAAACUGAUUUUUAGAAAGUUCA